Messenger RNA from Acanthoscelides obtectus, 480 nucleotides. Lineage: Eukaryota; Metazoa; Arthropoda; Insecta; Coleoptera; Chrysomelidae. The record is from the annotation of a GenBank genome assembly.
AUGCCUGAAAAAGAAAAAGACGAGUUACAAUUGCCUCAGUGUGAGAUAUGUAUGAAAGUUUUAAGUAAUGAUAGUAUGAGGCCCAAUUGCCUUGAAAGGCAUUUGAAGCAACAACAACUCUGGUUUGAAGACGAAAGAAUUUUUUCUUCUAAAGCAGAAUCACUCAAGCGGAUGAGACUGGAUAAAUCGAGAAGUUAUCAUAUAGCAAAGAAACCUCGUACUAUCGGUGAAGAAUUAAUAAAACCAUGUGUCCUAAAAGCUACGCAGAUAAUUCUAGGAGAAGGUACAGAGCAAAAAAUAAAGUCUAUUUCUUUUUCAAAUAAGACAGCCAAGCGUAGAAUCGAUGACAUUGCAGCACACAUAAGGUCACAAAUAAUUAACAAAGUAAAAUUAUCGCCAUUUCUUGCCAUUAGUUGCUAUGAAUCCACCGACAUCGUUAAUUGUGCACAGUUAAUAGUUUAUGUCCGCUACAUCGACUGA